UCUAAAAUAAAAAUACCUCCCGCUGCCGUGCUCCACUCCCAGCCAAACUUCCUCCGGGGGCACUCUGGGGGGGACGGAGCCCCCAGACCUGCCCUGCUGGGCUGAGAGAUGCCCAAGGGAAGGCCAGCAGCCCCCAAAGCCCUGCCUUAGGGUUGUUAUUUUGUCCCCCACUUUCUCCCCCCGUCCCCCAAGCCCUCAGGUUGCAUUGCAGGACGCUGGACCCCCCCCUUGGCACCCCGUCCCUAGGGGCUCAAGGUCUGGAUCCCCUACACCCACCAGUAACCCGCAGCUAUGGGGGUUAAAGCGAUGCUGCCCAGCCACGAGCUGGGCUUCUAUGCUCUCGUUGUGACCUGUGCUGUGCUGUACAGUGGCAGCGGUAUCUUCGAGGCAUCCAGAGACAGCAUGAACAGAAAAGCCUUUCGGGAUGGCAUCAAGCCAGGCUGGCACUACUUUGGCAGGAAGAUGGACGUGGCCGACUUCGAGUGGGUGAUGUGGUUCACCUCCUUCAGGAAUGUCAUCAUCUUCACCCUCUCAGGACAUGUCCUCUUUGCCAAGGUGUGCUCCAUGACGGUGCCACAGCACCGGGCUGUGGUCUACAUGCUGUAUGGGAUGCUGGCUGUGCUGGGCAGCAUGGGGCUCACCUACCUGAUGAUCAUCCUUUCCCACUGCCUCAUCCUCUACUCCGUGGCGCUGGCCAAGCAGAAGUGGCUCUGUUACGUGGCUGGGCUCUGCUGCCUCGCCUCCAUCAAGCUGGAGCCCUUCAGCUCCUGGCAGAGCGGGUUUGUAACAGGAGCUUUUGAUCUUCAAGAUGUCCUUUUCUAUGGAGGAAGUGGCUUCACCAUCAUGCGCUGCAUGAGUUUCGCUCUCGAGAGCUCCGAGAGGAAGGAGGGCGUCUUCUCCAUCUUUGACCUCCUCAAGUACAACUUCUACCUUCCCUUCUUCUUUUUCGGGCCCGUCAUGACGUUUGACCAGUUUCACAUGCAGGUGAGCACCCGAGAUCUGCGCCGCAAAGACGAUGAGAUGAAGAACAUUCGGGUCCAUGCCCUCCUCCAUGUGGGGGCCAUCAUCGCUGUGGACAUCUUCUUCCACUUCUUCUACAUCCUCACCCUCCCUUCUGACCUGAAGUUCGUGAACCGCCUCUCGGACUGGGCCUUGGCCGGCUUGGCCUACUCCAAUUUGGUGUACGACUGGGUCAAAGCUGCCGUCAUGUUUGGGGUCAUCAACACCAUUGCCAGACUGGACCACUUGGACCCACCCCAGCCCCCAAAAUGCAUCACCAUGCUCUACGUCUUUGCAGAAACGCAUUUUGACAGAGGGAUCAAUGACUGGCUCUGCAAGUACGUGUACGACCACAUUGGAGAGAACCACGACAACAUCAUGAAGGAACUCGUGGCCACCAUUGCCACCUUUGCUGUCACCACUCUGUGGUUGGGACCCUGUGAGAUUGUUUACAUCUGGUCUGUCUUCAACUGCUUUGGCCUCAACUUUGAGCUCUGGGUGCAGAAGUUCUUCCAGUGGAAGCCCCUCUCCAAACUGGAGGCCAAAAUGUCAGAGGCCACAUCUCGGCGGAUUAGGGCUCUUUUUGGGGCAGCAAAUUUCUGGGCCAUCGUUCUCUACAAUAUCCUAGCCCUCAACAGUCUGGAGUUUGCACUGCUGGUCACCAAGAGACUCCUCGUGACAGGUUUCCCUGUCAGCACCUUGUCCAUCUGGUUCAUCACAUACUGUGGAGUGCAGCUGAUCAAAGAGCGUGAACGCAUCCUGGCCAUGGAAGAGGAGAAGAGUGAGAAACCCAAGGCAGAGUAGAGGAAGACAUCAGUUGGUUUGCCCCAAAGCCUGGACUCCCUUCUGACUGCCUCUGCCAAGCCAGCUGCUGGAAAGGGCUCUCCAAGCGCUCUUGGCAAUCAGACUGCUGUAACUCACCUAUAGAGAAGUCAUCUGGAAGGCACAUGCCACCCCACACGUAGCAGACAGCUGAGAUAGGCUUCCAAGACACAUCCUUAAGGCUCCAUCCUUUUUCUGACCCUUUGACACCAUGCAGACCUAGAGAUUUCACCCUCUGCUCCCCAUAACACCCAAUCCAUCAGCAUCUGGCUCUCCCACAGGACCUGCAGCCCAGGUCUCCCAUCUCCAGGUCACUUCCAGCCAAAGCAUCACAUUUUUCUUUUGCUACAAGAAAUGGCCAUCACAUACCGUAAAUGGUUCAACAUCUGGGGCUGUGCAUUAAGGACUGUGAAAUGGCUCAGCACAAUGAACGCCUACCAAGAGGCUAAUAAAUAAAUAGAACAGUCUUUUAUAGCAAAGGGAAAGAGGUUGAGGAACUGCACAGGGAAGAGUAAUUGUCUUCCCACUGCUGUCAGCAGUGCAGAGUGAUGCCUGUUAGUAUCUCAAAACAGGUCCCUUCAGUCCUAAGCAUCUUGAGAAGUGAUUUAGUGCCAGCCUCAGGUGUAGUCAGUGGCAGUACAGGAGGCAUGCCUGCUUCACAGCCAGAGCACAUCAUGUACUGCUCGUCUGCAGGGUGGGCAUGUGGAAGAAACAGCAAAGUUUCAACCAGACAAAGUUCAGCCCAGACCCAGCUCAGCCCCCACAAAGGACCCUUCGCUGUGGGUUGUGCGAUGGAUGUGGCCACCACAACCACCUCGCUGUGACACAUGCCCAGGGACUCAAACCAAGUACCACCCAGCUUCUUUUGCAUGCCAUGGGCAAAGGUUUAAGCUCACAUUCCUGCCUGUGGCUGAGGGCUCAGUAGCCAAUUCUUGCCCAUCUCCAGCCACCCAGCCAGACUUUGAUGCACACAGCCUAGGCCUGUGCUACAUGAACACACACACAUGCAUACAACCAAAGGAGAAAAGCACCAAAUGAAGGGCAGCACUUUGGGGUUGGGUGGUGGAGGGGAAGUGCCUGGUAGCCUCCUUGGAGAAGUAGACUUUGGAGCACUGCAUGGGAAGUGCAUUGAAUAAAUGACCCCAUGGUGCCUUGGGGAGGAGACGGGUCUAUAACUGGAAAUAGAUCCAUCUCUCUUGCACUUAACAGAAGCUUUCAGUGGCCUUAUGUCUGAAUGACGUCCAUGUGUGGUGAGGGUAGAAUCUGGACCACUUUGCAACACGGGUUGAGACUCUUGGUGUUCUGGUGACUUCCCAGUGGAUGAAGCAGGAAUGGUUUAACUUGUCAGCUUUCAGCUCUGCCAAAGUGAUUUACAAAGUCCCCGAUAAACAUGAUUUAUUUAUGUAGUAAAAAACUGUUGGACAUCUA
Messenger RNA from Coturnix japonica (Japanese quail), 3249 nucleotides. RefSeq names its product hedgehog acyltransferase like (gene HHATL). The record is from RefSeq and is a predicted model, not a curated record. Lineage: Eukaryota; Metazoa; Chordata; Aves; Galliformes; Phasianidae. Gene Ontology annotation, cellular component: endoplasmic reticulum. Gene Ontology annotation, molecular function: acyltransferase activity. Gene Ontology annotation, biological process: negative regulation of N-terminal protein palmitoylation.